Messenger RNA from Scophthalmus maximus (turbot), 4154 nucleotides. It is a transcript of the gene rufy3, whose product is annotated as RUN and FYVE domain containing 3. Gene Ontology annotation, cellular component: cytoplasm. Gene Ontology annotation, biological process: regulation of axonogenesis. The record is from RefSeq and is a predicted model, not a curated record. NCBI's taxonomy places the organism in Eukaryota, Metazoa, Chordata, Actinopteri, Pleuronectiformes, Scophthalmidae. Bases 261 to 2276 code for a protein of 671 amino acids. Gene Ontology annotation, molecular function: metal ion binding. The transcript has 18 exons.
AGGAGGAGGAGGAGGCGGCGGAGGAGGCGGCAGUGGAGGACAGGACGACAGGCGGAGCGAUCACCGGCGGAGAGAGGUGUCUGGAGUCAGAGAAGUGCUCCGUGUUGUUGUCGCUGCUAACCCGCAGCGGUGCGUGGCCGCGGAGGCUAACUUGCACCUAGCUUAGCGUAGCUUAGCUUAGCUGACCUCUGACCCGACAACCGCCCGCCGGUCACAUGAAGUGAAUCAGCCCGGGCUGGUGGGGCAGGAGCUGGAGGAGGAUGGCCGAGCGGGAUACUCCGCCGCCGGGAGAUUCUCCCCGUCCGUCGUCCUCGGAGGUCCCGGGGAGUGCGAGCGGACGGAACUCCUCGGACGAGAACGGACACGCCGACAGCCCCGACGAGACUCUGUCGCCGACCUCGGUGAUCUACUUCAAGGAGGCGCUGAGCUCCUCGAACGUGCGGUUCGGGGGGACGGUCGCCGCCGCCGGCGGCUCGCUGUCGCCGACUCCGCUCCGACGGUUCGACUUCCACAUCGAGAGAAUCGGCUCGAAGCGCAGAAAUCCCAAGGAUCCCAUCGCGAUCGAGAGGCUUAACUUGAUGAACAUGGCCAAGCUGAGCAUCAAGGGCCUGAUCGAGUCCGCGCUCAACCUCGGACGCACACUCGACUCGGACUACGCUCCCCUCCAGCAGUUCUUCGUCGUGAUGGAGCACUGUCUGAAACACGGCCUGAAAACCAAGAAAACCUUCCUCGGGCAGAACAAGUCCUUCUGGGGGGCGUUGGAGUUGGUGGAGAAGCUGACGCCGGAGGCAGGAGAGAUCACAGCCAGCGUCAAAGACCUGCCUGGCCUCAAGACCCCUCUGGGAAGAGGACGGGCCUGGUUACGACUGGCCCUGAUGCAGAAGAAGCUCUCGGACUACAUGAAGACCAUCAUCAACAGGAAGGACCUGCUGAGUGAAUUCUACGAGGCCAAUGCGUUGAUGAUGGAGGAGGAGGGCGCCGUCAUCGCCGGGCUGCUCGUCGGACUGAACGUCAUCGACGCCAACCUGUGCAUGAAGGGAGAGGACCUGGACUCGCAGGUUGGAGUGAUCGAUUUCUCCAUGUACCUGAAAGACGGCGGACACAGCAGCAAGAGUGCAGAGGGCGAUGGUCAGAUCACAGCGAUUCUGGACCAGAAGAACUACGUGGAGGAGCUGAACAGACACUUGAGCGCUUCGGUGAAUAACCUCCAGGCCAAGGUGGACGCUCUGGAAAAGUCCAAUACGAAGCUAACGGAAGAGCUCGCGGUGGCCAAUAACCGGAUCAUCACUUUACAAGAAGACGUGGAGAGAGUGAAAGAGGAGAGCUCCUAUCAGCUGGAGUCCAGAAAGGCGUUAAGAAGCGACUCGGCUCCCGACGGACAGGCGCUCGGCGAAACGCGCAAGCAGCUCAAAGAGGAAACUCUGCUUCGAUUGGACGUGGAGAAGGAGCUGGAGGUGCAGAUCGGCAUGAAGCAGGAGAUGGAGCUGUCCAUGAAGAUGCUGGAGAAGGACGUCUGCGAGAAGCAGGACGCGCUGGUGGAGCUCCGACAGCAGCUGGACGACCUCCGCGCCAUCAACCAGCAGCUCGGACACAAGUCGCAGAGCGCCGACGCCAGCUCGAAACAGAAGGGCGAGGUCAUCACUCGCCUGGAGGACAAGAUCAACCAGAUGUCGGGGACGGUGAAACAGCUGGAGAGCAGAUGCAAGCAGGCGGAGAGGGAGCGCGCUCUGGCGUCGGAGGCCAACCGCCUCUUCAAGCAGGAGUUCGGGGACAAGAUCGAGAGUCUGCAGGCCGAGGUGGAGCAGCUGAGGAGGCACAGGUCCCACCUGGAGCGGGAGCUGAGGAAAGAGCGGCGGAGCGAGCAUCACGUCGGCGCCGCCUCCCGACCUUCCAGUCUCCCUCAGAGGGCGAGCGGGCUCCCGGAGAGCGCUCCCCGGCCGCAUCUCCCAGAAUCCCCGUCAGUCAGAAGAGAGACAGACCAGUUACACAGCGAACAGGACGACAAAUCCAGUCUGAGCUCCAGUUUGUCCUUGUCACAUCACGAGGAUGAGCAGGACGAGUCGUUUGUGCAGAUCAGCGAGCCGUCCGUCUGCACGAUGUGUGAACAGGACGACUCGCUGCUGAGGACAAAGAAACGGUGUAAGAACUGCGACGGCGUUUUCUGCGAGAGCUGCGUGUCCGACGAGCUGCCGCUACCGUCGUCCAUCCUGCCGGAGACCGUGUGCGCCGCCUGCUUCUCUCUGCUGCUGCAGCAGUACGCUUCCACGCCGACAUGAGCCCGCUGCCAUGGCAACCAGAGGCAUCGAUCCGAAAGAGCCGAAAAGAAAAAUUUGCACUUUCUUCUUUUUCUUUGAGUCCUGAAUUCUGCCGGGAUAUUUUAACUACUUUUUAAAAGUCGGCGGUGUCGGGACGCGUUCGUGUGCCAUUGUACGACGGAGUUGAAGGGGCCACAUCGAGGGAAAAAAUGAAAGUGAGACUUCGAGAAUAAAGUCGUAAUAUUACAGGAAUAACGCCGCCAGUGUACGUGAAAAAGUCGCAAUGUUAUGAGAAUAAAGUCGUGAUUUUACUAGAAAAAUUUAAAUUUGAUUUAAUAUUAUAUUAUGGACAUAAACGGCAACAGGCGUGAACAACCACACACCAAUUUUACAACUUUAUUCUCAUAAUAUUACAACUUUUCAUCUCACAAAUUUACGACUUUAUUCUCAUAACGCUUUGACUUUAUUCUUGUAAAUUUACGACUCUAUUCUCAUAAUAUUAUGACUUUUUCACAUAAAUUUACGGCUUUCUUCUUGUAAUAUUACGACUUGAUUCUCGAAGUCUCACUUUUAUUUUUGGUGCAGGUGCAGGUUUUUAUUUACUGUUGUAGUCGUACACAAAAAACUCUUUUCUUUUUGAAAGUUCGCGUUCAGCUGCUGUUUUGUUUCGUUGAUUUGUUUUUCUUUCCAAUGGAAACUUGCACUUCCUCAACCUGGUCGGUCAUCACUGACCUGUCAAUCAUCUCCCACAGUGUCCACUGAGUGGACUGUUCGGGUUAAAGGUCAACGGACAAUAUUUUUAAGACCUCCAAUUUUUUACGGAUUAAAAAGGGGGAAGAACUGGAUUUUUUUUCCGAAACACCACAUAUUUAAUCAUAUGCAAAUCAGAAUAUGGUUCAUGUGGCGAUCGAUUACUGUAAACAGAUGAAGCAUCAAUUUAUUUUUUCACCAAAACUUUCGGCCAAUUACGACGAUAAACUUCUUUAACACAAUUUGUAAGUGUUGGAAAAUGAUUAUUCGCCUCAGUCGAAUGAUUUAAAAAAAAUUGCCAAACGAAAACUGAACACAAACAUUGAAGAUUUUGAGUGUUAUGAUAACCAAAGUACCGUCAUGUACACACACAGUAGAUUAGAUCUAGUCUCUUAUCAAAAAUAUCAGUGUGUUCAGGCUGUAGCAGCGUCAGAGGAAUAUUUCAGUCUGGAAAAUUUUCCUUUUUUUGCCAAGAAGUUUGAUUCCACUCUCACAUCGUACGUUAAAUAUGAAGCUAAUGUCGGGAGACGAUUAGCAGGCGGGUGGAGGGUUUAUGGGGAUUAUGUGCACGACAUCUUGGAGCACAAACAUCCGUAAGAACGUCAUUUUUUACGCUUAAAAAAGAUUUUUGCACAUUUGAAACAAAUAUUCUAAGUUUAAAUUCAUUAGGAAUAUUAUAUUUAUUUUUAACCUUUCCGGCUGUUUUCCUCUAUUUACAGUCUAGGCUAAGCGGCCGCUGACUGCAAAUGCAUAUUUACCAUACAGAUACAACGUCUGGUAUCACUCUUAUCAAGCAAAUGAAUAAUUUCCCAUGAAGUCAGAUUUAUUCCUUCAAGUUUACAAAGAAAAAUAUCGUGAGUUUAAUAUUUCUUCCCCGUUUCUGGCAUUAACAGAGUCGGCGCAGUGUUUUGCAUUUUAGAGGUUUGGACGUUUUACGGCACUUUUGAAAUUCAGGGCUCUCUGGUUUGAAGUGGACAUAUCUCAUAUUUCAUAUCUCAGCUGGUUUUAUCUUUUUGUUGCUUCAUACAUGAGGAGGAAAUUAGAGGCCGAGUAAAGGCAGUGGAACUUUUAGUGUUUCUUGUUGGAGCUAAUUGGCACGUGAGAUGGAAAUGCUUCCGAAAUCAACAAUAAAACUUUUAAGGAAUUUUA